Messenger RNA from Trichomycterus rosablanca, 2793 nucleotides. It is a transcript of the gene bnip2, whose product is annotated as BCL2 interacting protein 2. Gene Ontology annotation, cellular component: cytoplasm. NCBI's taxonomy places the organism in Eukaryota, Metazoa, Chordata, Actinopteri, Siluriformes, Trichomycteridae. Bases 558 to 1937 code for a protein of 459 amino acids. Gene Ontology annotation, biological process: apoptotic process. The record is from RefSeq and is a predicted model, not a curated record. The transcript has 11 exons.
GACAUUGCAGCUAUGCUAUGGAGCGAGUCUGUGUGCAGCUGUAGUGCCUUUAAACGGUUAAAAGAGGCAGCGGAUUAAAAAUUAGAAGUAUUCAUUAUAACACAGUUGACAUUUUAUUCGCAUGGGUGUCAGAGGUUCAGUGGUCAGUCUUGUUUUAUUUAGUGUUCUAUGUUGUUACUGUUACUGUCAGUCAGCAGUAGACUCGGGAGCUAGCAGUUAGCAGGAGCUGGCGUCACCGUUUCUGCUACAGGAAGGAAAGGAAGGAAAAGGAGUUACAGGGCCAGAAAGUGGAACACUUCUCGAAAGAUUCUUGCAAACUUUUCGUGUUAUUUGAUAGAUAAAGUGUUUAUCUUUAAUAAAUGGUAUUUCACUUUACAUUCUAAUUGUGUAAACCGUCUUAUACACAUUAUAACAGUAAGUCAGGUUGAGGAAUUUUUGGGUAGCUAAGCUAGCUGGUCACACUGGAUUGUUUUGGUGGUGGAAUUGUUCAGCACUUUUGUUUUCGCCUGCGUCAUUAUCGCCAGCUCCGUCUUUUUUAAAUCGUUUAUUCAACUGUCAUGGCUACAGAUUCGAUUGAGAGUGAAGGAGAUAUGAAAGAAACUGGUAGAGUCGAUAGGCUUCUGAAUAAGAUCAGUAAUGACUCAGACACACCCAGCAGCAACAGUUCUUUAACCCUGCAAAACAAUCAGACAGGUCGCUUCUCGCCCUCGGCUGAACCGGUAAGAAGCGAUGAUAGCUUUGUGGCACAGGACUGCACCCUCACAGAGCAAAAGGGGGAUCAGUCAUCCCCAUCCAGCCCGGUGAAAACUAAAGAUCCAGAACAAAACACUUCAACUCCACACAAUGAGCAAAAUCAAAAAGCGACGCGGAGCUCUGAUCCAGUGAAUGUGCUGCAGGCGCAGUCUUCACCUGAACAUUACAGUUAUGAGCAACAGGAAUCAGUCACCACUACAGAGGCUCGGUUGCGAAUGGAAGGAGUGGAGUUUAAAGAAGAAUGGCAAGACGAGGACUUCCCAAGACCACUACCUGAAGAAGGAGAUGUGCAUCUUGAUGAGCAUCUGUUCGACCAGGAAGAUUCUGCUCAUGGUGGCAGAAACACCAAGAAGAGGCUCUUAGCCCCAGAAAUCAGUCUCAACCUGGAUCGCAGUGAGGGCUCAGUGCUUUCUGAUGAGCUGGAUGAAAGCACAGAGUUUGACUUGGAUGGCAUGGACACCCCCUCAGACAACAGCAAUGAAUUUGAGUGGGAAGAUGAUCUGCCAAAGCCGAAGAGUACAGACGUCCUGCAGAAGGGUAUGGAGUCCGUGAGGGAAUACACAGCCUCAGAAGAGCGAGAAGAUGACAGACGCUGGAGGGUCUUUCGCAUCGGCGAGCAAGAGCACCGCGUAGACAUGAGGGCUAUCGAGCCUUACAAAAAGGUUAUCGGCCAUGGAGGCUAUUAUGGUGAUGGGCUGAACGCCAUUAUCGUCUUUGCUGUUUGCUUUAUGCCAGAGAGCAAUCAACCAAACUAUAGAUACAUCAUGGACAAUCUGUUUAAAUAUGUAAUUGGGACUCUGGAGCUGCUGGUGGCUGAAAACUACAUGAUUGUCUACCUGAAUGGAGCCACUUCACGCCGUAAGAUGCCCAGUGUGGGCUGGCUCAGAAAGUGCUAUCAGCAGAUCGACCGACGGUUAAGGAAGAACCUGAAAUCAUUAAUAAUUGUUCAUCCCUCCUUGUUCAUUCGUACACUGCUGACCCUCACAAAACCUUUUAUAAGUGCAAAAUUUAGCCAAAAAAUUAAGUAUGUCUACAGCCUGACAGAACUAGCUGAGCUUGUGCCAAUGGAGUAUGUGUCAAUACCGGAAUGCAUCAAGCAGUUUGAUGAAGAAAAAAAUAGGAAAAGACAUAAAAGGAUUGACCAAGAAAUGCAUGGCAAAGUGGAGAUUGGAAGUGCAGUGUGAACCUGAAGAAGGGGAGAAAAUUAAAGAAGGUUUUUGUGUCUCAUAAAAUGCUAGUGCCUUUCAAAACCUAUUGCCUGUUACAUGGUGGGACUUUUAUUUUUUUUAUUGUCUUAGUGUUGCCAAACAUUGGUUAAAUCCCUGUGCUGUGGUUUAAGUAUUUUUAUUUUUUUCAUGUAUGAAAUUAGAGCGAGUUCUCACUUUUGUCAACUAUAUGUUAAGGCACUUUGUUUGGAAGACAGAAGAUGCAUGUUGUACUACAUUACAUUCAAAAUGUAUUUAUACUCAAAUGGUGAUAAAGGAGAAAGAUUAAUAUAUAUUUUUGUUUUGGACAGGUUUUUUUGGUGUUAAAUUACACAACAUUGGUAGUCAUGUUUACUGGUAGAUAACGUGUAUAGAUAUUGUUUGGAGAAAGUGUUGUUCUCUCUUCUUUCUGAUGGGAAGUUUACUAUUGUAAUCACAGUUUGUACUAAAUCACACCAGAGGGUCUCAUUUAUGCAAGGAAGCUUCCACACUAAAAGUCAUUUUCCCCUUAAAUGUAACAAGCUGCAUUAGAACUCGGAUUCCUGUCUAACAUAUUGUUUUUAAAGCUCUUUGACUGUUCUUCACCAAGCUGAAAAAAACUUUAUUUAUUCAAAAAAACACAUUUUAUGGUUGUUGUCACAAGAGGAUUAAUUUUCUCCCAAAAUAUUGGUGUGUUCAUUACCUUGGGUGGAAGGAAUGUCCACAUGGAGUCACUGUCCCUGCAGUUUUCUCUGUGUUAGACUUAUUAAAGGGUGUCUGUGCUUUUCUUUCUGACACUGUCUUGUUUAUUAAGUUUUUUAAUUAUUUUAAACUUGCAGUAAAACCAGUGGUGUGA